UCGUUCUCUCCCAGACGGGCACGCCCAGCGGCAGCAAGCAUCUCGUCGCUGCUCUGAUGCUAAGGCCGCCGCCGGCGCCACUUCUCCCUCCCGCUCCCCGCUCCUCCCCGCUUCCCGCCCCCAGAGCUGCAAACCCAAACACCGAUCCACCUCCCGCCCCCUUCAGCGCCGCCAGAGCAACGCCCAUGGGCGUGGCCGCGUCGUGGCCCCGUGCGCUGGGGCAGCGCUUCAACGCCGGCGGCGUGGCCGCGGUGGUGACCGUGGCGGCGUCGGAGCCGCGCCUUGCGCUGCCACACGUAGCGGUGCAGGACAUCCGGUGGCUGGACUGGGCGGAGCUCCGUCGCGCGGGGUUCCGUGGCGUGGUGUUCGACAAGGACAACACCCUCACCGCGCCCUACGCGCCCGCGCUCUGGCCACUGCUCGCUGCCUCGUUUGACCAGUGCCGCGCGGCCUUUCCCGGCGCCAUCGCCCUCUACAGCAACUCCGCAGGCUUGAAGCAGUAUGAUCCGGAUGGGGAGGAUGCCAGUACGGUCGAGGCGGCAAUCGACGGGGUUCAUGUGAUUAGACAUGAUGCUAAGAAGCCUGCUGGAGCAGCUAAGGAAAUUGAGAGUUAUUUUGGUUGUUCAGCUUCAGAUCUUGUUUUGGUUGGUGAUAGAUACUUUACUGAUAUUGUAUAUGGAAAUAGGAAUGGCUUUCUUACUGUAUUAACAGAACCGUUGAGUUUUGCCGGUGAAUCUUACAUUGUCAAAAGGGUUAGAAAAUUGGAAGGAUACAUUACCAACUAUUGGUACAAGAAAGGACACAGACCAAUUAAGCACCAGUUGCUCCCUGAUGUGAGAAGGAUCGUGAAGUUUGAUCCGUAUGAAGACUCAAUCUCACCUCGAACGUAGCAAAUGCUAUAUGUUGUUAUUCCAUCUGACACUCGCCCGGCGAACUCAUAUGAUCCAGUCUCCAGAUAUUUCUUGUUUCUUGUUGAGUUAAGAUAUAGAGAUAAUUAUGAGUAUGAUGUGUGUGCGCGUGCCUGUGUUUCGGUUCAGUGACUUAUUUUGGCACAAGGUCGUGAUGCUUACAGGUGCUCAAGUAUGUAAAUUUCGUGAUUGUUUUGGCAAUCGAUC
Messenger RNA from Lolium rigidum, 1115 nucleotides. Its product is annotated as phosphatidylglycerophosphate phosphatase 1, chloroplastic/mitochondrial-like. Bases 57 to 890 code for a protein of 277 amino acids. NCBI's taxonomy places the organism in Eukaryota, Viridiplantae, Streptophyta, Magnoliopsida, Poales, Poaceae. The transcript has 5 exons. Gene Ontology annotation, molecular function: phosphatidylglycerophosphatase activity. The record is from RefSeq and is a predicted model, not a curated record.